This is a messenger RNA of Clonostachys byssicola, 344 nucleotides long. The record is from the annotation of a GenBank genome assembly. Lineage: Eukaryota; Fungi; Ascomycota; Sordariomycetes; Hypocreales; Bionectriaceae.
AGUCUUUUAACACAUGGCUGCGUGUUCUGAUUGAUGGCUCGAGCCGGCAAGAUGGACGCCACAUUCCAUGCGGAAAACAAAUGGCAUGCAUGCAUAGCCAGGCGCAGCUAAUCCCGGACAUGGGGUUUUCGAGUCCUCGAGUCGAAUACGAUGGAUUCAGACUCGAGGACAGGGUUGAUAAUGCUGAUUUCGAUAUCGGAACUGGAUUGAUGAGAUGCCAUAAGCGCCCUGAUGCUCCGUGGCGUUCUCUUAAUCUCACACGGCGCCAAGUAGGGAGACAACAAGAUGACCUGUCGUGUAAGCUGAAUGUCAACCAACAUCAAAACAGAGGCAGGUGCAUGAGG